Alternaria alternata is the source of this 2603-nucleotide messenger RNA. RefSeq lists its product as hypothetical. Lineage: Eukaryota; Fungi; Ascomycota; Dothideomycetes; Pleosporales; Pleosporaceae. The coding region runs from base 191 to 2506 and encodes 771 amino acids. The transcript is spliced from 3 exons. The record is from RefSeq and is a predicted model, not a curated record.
CAAGGCUGAAUGUACUGCCUAUCAGCAAGGCUGUGGCUGCACAGUCAUCCGACGAGUCUUCAGCCUGAUGCGGGCUGAUCUCCUUCUUUACAUCUUGCUUCCACUCUCUAUUCUUUCUUUAUGAGUUGUGGCUUACUCUAGUGCCUCCUUCGUCAUUCAUUUAUAGGAAGUCGAAACAUCUCACUACGACAUGGCUGAAACUGAGGCGCAUAAAGAAAGUCAUGAACCUAGGAGGUCCGAGCCUACAUUGCCCGCCGAACGGCCUUCUCUUCUGUCAUCCUCGUCCAACACCACCUCUACCGUGCCCAAGGUCCGCAAGGUUGCCAACAUCGAUACCGGCCUUGCUUCGCGCUACCAUCACAAUAACCCUCGCGCAUCUCCAAGCGCUUCAUCGACACAACCCUCUGGCCGAGGUAAAGUUCCAGCUGCUAACAAGGACAAGCAAAUCUAUGAAGAAAGCUCCGCCCUGCAGGAGUUCGAUUUCGAUGAACACAUUCAAUGGCCCAAGGCACAGUUACCUAGCAAUGGGGGCUUUCAAUGGAUCACCGGCACCCACCCUGAUGAUUUUAAGACCAAAGACGCCAUGCAAACUAUACGUCAGGCUGCCAUGAGCAGUUAUUUGAUGGGAGCAAGGAAAAUGGCCGAGUCACGGACAAGCGUCGGUAGUCAAGAUGCUUCAAAACCUCAGUCUUCCCAGUCUUCGAAAGGCAAAGGUAAAAGAACGAGCGAACUUCAGACGCCGAGCAAAGCUACCUGGAAGACGACAAGACCGAGCGUAGAAGAUGUGAUCGAUGGCUCAUCUAUGAUCUCUACAACAUCCGAUCCUAUGGAAUCUGUGUUCUCUGCAGAAUCUUCAGGGACCUCAAUGACAGUAUUCUCUCAGGGGAGUACGAGUGGAUUCUCACGUGAGCAGGUCCAGACUGCAACACGAGUAUUCGUAUCCGUUAUACAGUCAGACCAAAUACUAGGACCAAUAUACAAAUCUGCCCGCAAUGAUCCCACUGUUGGGCCAAGUAAGUUACGUUCAUACGUACGUGCAACUCUUAAAGCGUAUGCGGAGAAUCUUAAAACCGAGGCCAAGGACCACCUGGAACAUACUGCAUCGAAGCUUGUGCGUGUUCAAGCCGGUCACGCCGCUCGAUGCGUUAGUAGUGACAACAAGUUCACACAUGGACCAAUGAAAGACUCGAACGAUAGUUCCGAUGACGAGUUUCAAGAACAGCCCGUCGACGAGCGCCAGUUCGAUGACGAUCUAGAUGCUUUCCGAUCGUUUUUGACACAGAGCAAUGCUUUUGCGAUACUUCGAGAUCAUACGCAAUUGUUCUUCUCCUAUCAACCUAUCAUAACGGCCGCCGAGAGUUCCGAAACCCACUUUGGAGAAGACAUCCCAGAGCACACAGAAGGCGGUAGAUCAGGAAAAGGACUCAUACGUACAUUCAAGGAUACAGUUAUGUUCAUGAUAAUAAAUAUCCUAGUAUCAUUGGAAUGUCUGGAACCUCCUUUGGAGACUGAUUGGACUCGAAUCAAGAUCGAAUGCCACACGUGUGGUGAACGCUCCUUUGACGAUGUUCUAGAGCAUUGCGAAGGCGGUAUAGCUCAGCUGAAGCAAUGGAUGGAACGCGCCCUGAAUGCCACAAUCACAGUCGUCCACCCCAACGAAGAGGCUGCUUCUACUCACGGCCGUUGGCACUCCCCUGCACUGGCACACAACACACUUCGUGGGCUCCAAAGAAUAUUCAGACGGGGAAAACCACGGACAGAUCCGGUACUGCCUGAACAUAACGGUCCACAGCUAGAAAGUGAACCUCGUAGAGCAAAAUCGCCCUCCCCCCAAAGAUCGUCGCUCCAACUUAUGUCUUGUGUGCAUCGCAAUUGGGAGCAUCGAAUCUUGCUUCAAGAUCGAGUAGAUCACAUUAACACCGACCGUGAAUUCUUCACUUUCUUGAAGACGCAGGUGCGGAAACGGCGUUCUCGUGUGAUGCGCAUUUUGUCUUGCAGGAAGAUUCAAGCGAUUCACUUCACCAUGUUCAGACUUCGCAUGGGUAACAGAUUAGAAGUGCGUGAUCACAGAGAUUGCUGCAAAGCCAGCUGCAACUGCUUGCCUCCACGUGAUCAUCCAGAUUACGACUUCGCAUGCCCCCUGGACAGCACAUACCCAGUAAUACCACCAAGAGCCUUCGCACACAUGCUAAAGCACACAAGACGAGACGUCCAUGAGGAUCAAACUCACAUCUAUAGAUGGGUACCAAAACGAAAAGGCACGACAUUAGAUGUGGAUCCUAAGACAGAACUGGCAGAUGCGUGGGGUCUCUACUUUGAGGAGGGUUGGGAUCCGAACGAUAUCAUGACGCUCUUCGGCCUGGUGUUCGUCGUCAGUUUGAUCUUCCUUGUAUGCUGGUCAAAGUACACAUCAGAUGUCUCGGCUGCGUCGGGUGUCAGUUCUUACAUGAUCACUGUAGCUGGCAUCGCGAUCUCCCUGCUUGUUAUAAGAGCUGGCAAUAUGUAACAAGGGCGAUUUAGGCUUGAAUGAUCAACGCAGGCUUACUUUCUCGGGACUUGAAAGAUGGACUUAGUGUCAAUACUAUUGGCAGCGUAUCGCAUAC